Meloidogyne enterolobii is the source of this 396-nucleotide messenger RNA. The record is from the annotation of a GenBank genome assembly. Lineage: Eukaryota; Metazoa; Nematoda; Chromadorea; Rhabditida; Meloidogynidae.
AUGAUUAAAAUUGCUUCAAAAUUUCUCUUUCCUUCUCAUAUUUCACAACAACAUUCAAAACUCCCUAUUUUAUUUAUAACUAUUUUUUCUAUUUUAAUUGUUAUGGAAUCGUCUUCUCUUUUAACGGAAGGAUUUGUUCUUCAAGAAUUGCCCCUUUAUCGAAGCAUCCGAGACACUGACGUAAAAGCAACACCUUUAUUUUUCAUUAAGUCACAACCAAAAAAUGAUUUAUUUGAAAGAAAAUCUAGAGCUUUUAAUUUUCAGCGAUUAAAUAAACUUAGAAAUUUUUGGCAAAGAAAUGAAGUAAAUAAAAUUUUUUUAAAUAAAAAUAAAUUUAUUUUCAUUAUUUUAGGCAUUAAAAAUGGCUUUGUUUCCAGAACAAAAAUUUAUUUAUGA